AGAACAUUCGUGAACACGACAUUCGUAGUACACAAGCGGCACCUUUAUCAUCAUUGCUUCACGUCUUCUGUACGAGAUGAGCGGUGUUUUAGUCCUUGGACUGCGUGAAAUUCGGACUCUCAUCUGUUCACUUUGGUCCAACCCGUUCUCGUGCUUUCUGAUACCUUCUUUUCCAACCCACGCCAUCAUCAUGAUAUAAAGAUCUUUGCGAUGUUUUGCGAGUCCUCGAACAUCAUUCCACUCUUCAGCUGCUCUCCGUUAACCCACACAUUUCCUAGGCAUGGCCACCUCGACGGUGGUGGGGUAGGCGGGCUCAUGAUGGCUGUGGCAUUAUCAAAAUAUUCGGAUAUCCAGGUCGACGUCUACGAGGCCGCCGGCCAAUUUUCCGAAGUAGGAGCCGGCAUUGGCAUGUGGCCCCGAACUUGGAAUAUCAUGGAGAGUCUUGGUCUCACAGAAGACUUAGCUAAAAUCGCUGUCAUCUCGCCUACCGAUAUUCCUAAGGUGGCGUUCACGUUGCGUAAAGGCGAUGAGCCCAUAGGCCACACAUUCCACCAGCUUAUCACACCGGGAGGUAUGAUAACUUUCCAUCGCCCCGAUUUCCAAGCCGUCCUCCUCCUCCACCUGUCCUCGACCUCAUGCAGAACGCACACCGCCAAGCGCCUCAAAACUUAUCUGUAUGGUCAGGGUUCAGCAUCCAAGUCCGAAUCGUCUCUACUACCUAUACACCUGCACUUCCAGGAUGGAACUACAGCAACGUGUGAUUUGCUAAUUGGCGCAGAUGGCGUGAGGUCAGCCGUCCGUGCUACCAUGUUGAGAGAUCUCGCAACAAAAGCUCAAUCAGAGGGUCACACACAAGAAGCACAAGAGGCGUUAGCAGGAGUUGAUCCAGUUUGGAGCGGUCUAUCGAUGUAUAGGACCAUAUUUCCCUCGCAAACCCUGAGCCAGCAGUUACCUGGCCAUAGGGUGCUUCAUGACCCGAUGAUAUAUGUGGGCAGGAAUACGCAAAUCACCGCAUAUCCCAUCUCACGAGGUACUGGCAUCAACUUCGCGGCUACUCGCUCACAUUGGGAGCAGGAAAAUACGCUGUUUGAAGGGCCUUGGGUACAAGACGUUUCUCGUGAUGAAUUGCUUCAUGCUUUUGAUCGAUGGGAGCCAGAGGUGGUCGCAUUGUUCCAGAGCAUUGAAGGCCUGAACAGAUGGGCAAUGCAUACCGUGCGUCCCUUACGUUCGUACGUCUCGGAGCGUGUAGCUCUUAUCGGUGAUUCGGCACAUGCCAUGCUUCCCUACCAAGGCGUAGGGGCGGGACAAGCCAUUGAGGACGCCUUUCUCUUGGCUACGCUCCUCGGGCACUCCGUAACUACACCCGCCACUUUGUCCCGCGCAUUGAAGGUCUACGAUGCAGUCCGUCGUCCGUUCUCUCAGCAUGUCCUAGAGACCUCCCGGGAAAAUGGUCAACUGUUUACCCUGAAUUAUCCUGGCUUGACUUUCGGGACGCCUCAGGAGAAUCGAGACGCUAAGAAAUUACAGAAGCUACAAGAUCUGUGUAACAGGGUACGGAAAAAUUGGGAAUGGUGUUGGCUGACUACCUUGGAUGCAGACCUGGAACGUGCUGUGAAGAUGUUAGAAAAUGGGAGCCAGUGAUGCAUGGUCGAAUAAAAGAUUGGGGUGGCGAUUUAUGGAGAGGGGUCUAUUUUCUUGGAUAACCUUUCAGUCCAUUGGCAGUGCUUUUAUUUAUCUCUGGCCAAGGGCCGGCACCAUAUCGCAACAUUUCUGACUGUGCCUACUUCCGAUGCCGCAAGAUGCCUACAUCCUCGCUUCCGAAUCAUCUUUUGUUUUAAACUUCAGCACGAGGCAGUUGCCACCUGUAACGUCGCUAAGUAUGCCCGCCUUUCCGCCUUCACGAAUUUAUCAAGCUACACGAUCCUUUGUGUACGUGUGUCAAUUGUAGCAUUGACAUUCGUAUUCGCGUGUGAUUGUAGAGUCAAUCGCACUCCCGAAAUUCGCGGUCAUGCUCUCCACUUUGCAGUACAUAUAUCCACCGCAAAAACAACAUGUGUCAAAACAAAGACCCAGCAAAAAU
This is a messenger RNA of Somion occarium, 2080 nucleotides long. The record is from the annotation of a GenBank genome assembly. Lineage: Eukaryota; Fungi; Basidiomycota; Agaricomycetes; Polyporales; Cerrenaceae.